AAAGAGGCAUGCAUUUGCUCUUCUAAUCACUCAUUCAGGAAAAACAAAAUCACUCAUCCAUUAGAUUUCCUUUUAUUUUAGGAUCAAUGGCUUCCACUAAGCUACUAUUGGCUGAUCUUGCCUCAGGUGUAAGACAUGUACCUUCCAAAUAUAUCCGUCCUGUCUCCGACCGUCCAAAUCUCUCCGACGUUCACAAAUCCGACGGUUCCAUUCGUCUCAUCGACCUCAAGGGCCUUCGGAGUCCUAAUCGCGCUCUUGUAAUCAAGCAGAUUGGACAAGCCUGCCAAACUGAUGGUUUCUUUCAGGUAAAGAAUCACGGACUGCCCGAUGAAAUGAUCAACAGCAUAAUGCGUACUGCUAGAGAAUUCUUUAAAUUACCUGAAAGUGAGAGAUUGAAAUGUUAUUCCAAUGACCCUACCAAAACCACAAGGCUCUCUACAAGUUUUAAUGUCAAGACAGAAAAGGUCUCUAACUGGAGAGACUUCCUCAGGCUCCAUUGUUACCCUCUGGCGGAUUAUAUCCAAGAAUGGCCUUGCAAUCCUCCAUUGUUCAGGAAAAAUGUGUCUGAAUAUUCCACAAGUGUUCGAAGGCUAGUGCUGACAUUGCUUGAAGCCAUAUCGGAAAGCUUGGGCCUUAAAAGAGACUACAUAGAGAAGACAUUAAGCAAGCAAGGACAGCACAUGGCCAUGAAUUAUUAUCCUCCAUGUCCGCAGCCAGAGCUCACAUAUGGAUUGCCUGGACAUACUGACCCCAAUUUGAUCACUAUUCUUCUGCAAGACCAUGUCCCUGGAUUGCAGGUUCUCAGAAAUGGAAAGUGGAUUGCUAUUAAUCCCAUUCCCAGUACAUUCAUUGUCAAUAUUGGUGACCAAAUGCAGGUAAUAAGCAAUGAUCGAUACAAGAGUGUGCUCCACAGAGCAGUUGUUAACUCUUACGAGGAGAGAAUAUCAAUCCCCACAUUCUAUUGUCCUUCACCUGAUGCUGUGAUAGGGCCUGCAAAGGAUUUGAUUGACCCUGACCAUCCAGCAGCCUAUAGGGAAUUUACUUAUGCCGAAUACUAUGAGAAGUUUUGGGACAGAGGACUUGCAAAAGAAUGCUGCUUGGACCUGUUCAAAACUUCUACUGCUUGACACAUCUCGUAUUACACCAGUCCAAUAGAUCCUCUCUUUGUCAAGGCUUGAGCUUGCUGAUCUCAGUUAACACAAUAGGCAUAUCUUUUGAAGUGUAUAAUUAUCAAUCUGUCAAUACGGGUAGAGUAUAGAUGUUUAAUUUAUAACUCGAUCAUCUUUAGCAAGUGGAUAUUUUGAAGUUCAGUUGUAUUGUAAGACUGUUAGUUGGUAAGCUGUUGGCGAUGAUGACCGAGUGGUAAGUUGCAGGACAAUUUCACUGUUACGAGCCAUCUUCGCCUUAAGUUUAAGCAUAUCAAUGACAAGAUUCAAGCAAAAAAAAUUUCAUUCAA
Ricinus communis (castor bean) is the source of this 1456-nucleotide messenger RNA. Its product is annotated as protein DMR6-LIKE OXYGENASE 2. The record is from RefSeq and is a predicted model, not a curated record. NCBI's taxonomy places the organism in Eukaryota, Viridiplantae, Streptophyta, Magnoliopsida, Malpighiales, Euphorbiaceae. The coding region runs from base 87 to 1127 and encodes 346 amino acids. The transcript has 3 exons.